Lycium barbarum (goji berry) is the source of this 414-nucleotide messenger RNA. RefSeq lists its product as uncharacterized. Lineage: Eukaryota; Viridiplantae; Streptophyta; Magnoliopsida; Solanales; Solanaceae. Bases 1 to 414 code for a protein of 137 amino acids. The record is from RefSeq and is a predicted model, not a curated record. The transcript has 2 exons.
AUGGCAAAGGCAUACGCGCAGGAUGAUUUUGAUGAGUUGAUGGGGAAGGUUCAAAAGGUAGAUAUGCGCGUGGCAGAGUAUUUGAAAUUGACUGGUAGAGACAAGUGGGUUAGAUUGUAUGCAUCUGUUAACCGAGGGUGGACAAUGACUUCUAACAUAGCAGAGUACAUUAACCGACAUAUUCUAGCAGCUAGAGAAUUGCCUAUAUAUGACUUUCUCGAAGAAGUUAGAAGGAUGUUUGGGAGAUGGAAUUACAAUAACCGGAGAAAUGGAACAUACACAUUCACUACACUCGGUAAAAAGUUUCCGGAGAUGCUAUCAAUCAACGAGUAUCUAUGUCUACGAAUGACGGUAGAACCGUCAACCGAAUUCGUGUACACAGUACAUGAUGGAAGGAAGGCGAAUCAUUCUUAA